Amyelois transitella is the source of this 10278-nucleotide messenger RNA. It is a transcript of the gene Dab, whose product is annotated as protein disabled. Bases 2875 to 7200 code for a protein of 1441 amino acids. The record is from RefSeq and is a predicted model, not a curated record. The transcript has 19 exons. NCBI's taxonomy places the organism in Eukaryota, Metazoa, Arthropoda, Insecta, Lepidoptera, Pyralidae.
UUAUCAUUGAAUUAUAUAUGAAAGGUAUUUACAUCAUUUAUUAUGUUGGAUGUAAAUAAAUUGUUUACGUCAUUCAGUCUAACUGACAUGACUUUGCACAGGCAUGUUGUAUGUGAUAUUCCAUUCUGGGAUGGAAGGCCGCGUUGCUCUAAGUUGUAUGUCAACACCAACAUAAUAAUAAACCCUACUAGUCUCAUUUAGCAUGGAACAUAUUUUCCAAAUUUUGAAAUAAAAAUCAAAAUAUAGUUUGUUUUGAUUGAUUUGGACUAAUUUAUCUAUCAGUAAAAGUCUCGUUAACAUUAGUCCACCCUUUUCGGAGAUAAGGUCUAUUUCCGCCUAGCAUUAAUCCCGGUUCAUCACUCUCAUGGUUACACAUACAUUUUACCUGAAUGUGAAGGUUUCCUCGCUUUAUUUUCCUAACCGUAAGAACAUCAGUUAGCUAACGCAAACCAACAUACCUACUUGACACUUUUCUGAGAUUAGGUAACAUAGUUAAACAGUUUUUUUAUAGCUCAUUUAAAAUGCACUUAAAUAAAUAAUAAAAAGACUUAUAAACAAGCUUUCGUGUUUGGUAAAAAAUUAUACUACAAUAGGUAGAUAAAAUGCAUCUGUAACACAAUCGUGUAACAUUGACCACAACCGUAGGUACGUUUUACUUAGACAGUUAAUCAAAAUUUUAAGACACCUCUCGCCAUAGACGAUUUACAUAUCAUUCUUCAGAAAAGAUUCGUAUUGGGUUGAAUUACAGAAAAACAAACCAGGAUUUGAUUUGAUGAUACACAGUAAAAUCCUUGGAAAAAGAAGCGUGGGAAAAACGCGCCACUUAUGGCUAAGAAACCUGCACGACUGGUUCGGCCGUAGUACCACCUCACUGUUUCGAGCAGCGGCCAAAAGGUUAAUAUCGUCUUGAUGCUCUCCCGCCUCCGAUAUGAGAGGCUGUUUAAGAAGAAAACUGAUACAAUGAACCACAUAUCUUAAACAUAGGAUGAAAGAGACUCGGAAUUUUUAGCGGACUUUUCUAGGCUACAGAGUAGUUUCUUUGUUGUACAGCAUUCAUCAUUUGUGGGAAUGGACUAAACUGGGUUUCUGACAUGCAAAUUUAAAAAGGAAAUUCGACCAUUGAAUGGUGAGAAAAUGUAAUAGUGUUCUUUAGAAUCAAACAUUAUAGAUAGUUUCAACCUCUAUAUAUUUGUUUUACAAGAAUAUUUGGUCUAGAAAUUAGUAAAGUACCUAUACCGAUGCAGUAUAUUAGAGUGAGCACCUAUGAAAGGAAUUAAUGUUAAUGUGCGAGUCAAAGUCAAGAAAAUUCAAUGCACAUUUAUGUAGAUCAGUCAGUACGAAUGCAUGUGUGUGUACGUGAUUCAGAUGACACGUUUUGUAUAUAAUUUAUUUACAAAGUUGCUUAGUAGCGACGAAAAAAAAAACGGUAAUGUAUCCCAGCUGCUUCCUUUCCGCAGAUUGUAAAAAUCAAUCAAGGGAAAAGCUUAUCAUUAUGCUUGAGCCAAGUUUGUAAACCUUUCCCUUGGGUUUCAUUUUUAAUAUACGAGAGGCCUGGCACUCUUAAUAUCAAUUACGUAGCUGUUCAGUCUUGUGGUGUCCCUGUCUGCCCCGUAAGGAAUAAAGACGUGAUAUUUUUGUGUGUGUGUAUGUAUUGUAUGUACCUACAAGUAAUAUAAUUUUAAAAUAAUGAGUAAACAUUCCGUUAAUGCAUUUUAAUAAGAUUUUAGGGUACGGAAACAAAGAAAUAGGUAGGUACCUAACAAAUUCGAAAUAGGUUCAUGUCUGAGGCCGUGUUAACGGUCAAGUAUGAGUUUCAACUUGAGUUCUAAUGGUUGCGUUCGUUAAAAAUACCUAUUACUAUCCUAAAAUUAUGAGUUUUAUUUCCCGUAGUUUUUAAAAUACUUGUAAUUGCCCUGAUUACCCAUUCAGCUGUUAGUUGCAUUGCAUGCUUGUGAUGAUGUCAAACAACGCACUGUCUGAAGUUACCCUAUGUUAACUUGGUUUCAUUGAGGGUGUACGACGGAGAUCGGCAGCGAAUAUUGAUUAGGGGUUGCCUUUGUGCUAGUGUGCGGCGCUCCGGCACCCUUCACAGAUAGAGUGCGCAGUGCGCGAGCUGUGUGAGUGCGCCCUCUGCCCAUGUGCCGGCCGCCAUCGCACAGAGUCCGUGCCAUCCCGAAUAAAAACACUCAUGUUAACACAAAAAUUCGCUAAAGACCCCUUCUCAACGCGCCAGCAUAAUCUCAACCCGUCGUCUGCCGAAUUGCAACACAAACUUGAAAGGACAUCGUACAAGCCGACACAAAAAUCAAUAAAUCUCAUAGUGAAACUCGAACGUUGCAUUCCACAAUCAGAAACAGUGCCUCGUACAUCACGUAUCGCGUCCAGUGUACUCCACUAGUGUAUUCCCGUUUCAGCGAGAAGCAAAGACUAACAGUACCGAUGUUUAAUCACAAGUUACCGACUGAAUUUCCAAUGCAAACCCUCCGUAAGAAAACCAGCCCUUGCAAAUGUGAGUCCGAACCGUGUUUAGCUCGGCUAAGCUUUUUCACCUACGAUAUUUUUGUAUACUAUUAUUAAUUUUUAUAUUACGGUUAUGCGGUGUUAGAUAGCGCUAAGUGUAACUUGACCACAUUAUCGCAUCUAGUUAUGUUAUUUUUGCGAUUUCUGUUGUAAACUGUAACUGCAUGAUCGGCUGGCGUUCACCCUACUAACUGUAAGAUCAAAACUGGCACUCAACCAUUUCACGUGCUAGUGCUAUGUCAUAAUUAGUGACCCCCUGGUAUUUUGGACAGAGGGUGUGUUGUGGGCCCGUGGCGAAUGUGCAGCGGUGGAUGAGAGGGGAGACUAACUUACUAUUUGGUUUGUACGGGCAUAAUGCAGGUGUGUCAUUUCCAGCAUCUCUUGCGGCAGUUCGACAAGAACGAGCCUGGCCGCUUUCUCGGCGAGGGGGUGUCAUUUCGCGCCAAAUUGAUUGGCGUGCUGGAAGUGCCAGAAGCCCGCGGUGACCGCAUGUGCCAAGAGGCUCUGGCGGACCUUAAAAUGGCGAUCCGUGCUGCAGGCGAGCAUAAGCAAAGAAUUCAGGUCCACGUGGCCAUUGAUGGACUGCGCUUGCGCGAUGACAAGACGGGGGACUCUCUGUACCACCACCCCGUGCACAAGAUAUCGUUCAUCGCGCAAGACAUGACUGAUUCCCGCGCAUUCGGCUACAUAUUCGGCUCGCCAGACACCGGCCACCGGUUUUUUGGGAUCAAGACUGAUAAGGCUGCUAGUCAAGUUGUAAUAGCAAUGAGGGAUCUAUUCCAAGUGGUAUUUGAGCUGAAGAAGAAGGAAGUAGAGUUAGCCAAGCAGCAGUUAGAAGGGAAGACGGUCACCAGUAGUCUUGUGAGACACGCUCCGGCAGUUGAACCUAAAGCUAAGAUAAUCACAUCGGUAGGUGAAAGUUCUUCGACAAAAACAACGGAGGCGAAUGCGGAAGGUGGCGUAGCUGAACUGGUGGACUUGGAACAAGAACUGAGUUCAUUGAGACGCGGCCUCACUCAAGUGGAGGGGCUCACUCCUUCCACUGACCCCUUUGGAGACUCCUUCAUCAUGCCAUCUAGUCAGAAAGGGCUCCUCCCCCCGCCGCCCGCGGGCGCGGCCUCCCGCGGGCGGAGCACCCCGGGCGCGCGCGCGCUGUCUCCCGGCAAGGCGUCCGCCUCCUCCCUCACGUCCGCCUCCUCCCACACGCUGCCGUUCGACUUGACCGCCGCCAACGAGUUCGAGACUAUCACGAACGCGAUCGAGAACUUGGUAGACCCCCCGGUGAGCCAGCCCGCGGCCGCGGCGCCGUCGCUCGGUUACGACGUAUUCACCGAACUUGACCCCCUCGGCACCGGCCGAAGCAAACCUUACGUUGACAAAAAACUCUUCUUUCAGGAGCUCAAAAACCCACCAAAGAAAGUGCUCAAAGACCUGGUUCAGCCACAAAAUAUACUAUCAGACCCCCCUUUGACAACAGAAUUGGCCGACUACGGGCCGGCGACUACUAUGACGUCGCUAACCAGACAUUCCGGAGGCUCGGUGACGGUCGCGAAACCUCUGUUCUCGGGGAAUCUGUUCGCGGCGGAUCCGUUCGCCGAGACGGAUCCGUUCGAUAAUACGGAUCCGUUCGAUUCGUUCAAAGACGAUCCGUUCACAAGUAUGCAGGAAUUCCCCCGGGUAACGAGGGCGGAAGAGAUAAAGGGCCGAUUUGGUAGGGAGAGUGAUAAGACUGAGAGUGCUGAGAAGAAUGUGUUCAAUGGCCCGUUGCAAGUGUCGCUGCCGCCGGAGCCCGUGCCGAAGUCGCCCAGGCUGCAAAGACAGAGCACGGACACGAGCAUAACGCCGACGGCGCGGCCGCGCGCGGCGGGCCCGCCCCCCGGCAGCUCGCCCCCGCCCCCGCUGCCGCCCAAGAAGCCGGCCGACGUGGCGGCCGCGCGCCCGCCGCCGCGCCCGCCGCACGACGAGCCGCCGGACGGCGCGCCGCCCGCCCGCAGUCUGAGCCCCGCCGCGCCGGGGCCGCCGCUGCCGAGACCCGCCAGGAAGAAGGAGCCUUUAGCGGACCGCAGCACGAAACCUCGCCUAUCUUCGGCUUCAGCAUCAGCUGCUACCAACAGCAGUGAAGAGGAAUACCUCACACCAGCUCCACCCCCGUUACCAGCAGCCAGGAGGUUCGACAUCACUCUCAGCCAACUCCUCACGUGCACCAUGGACGAACUGGCGGCGAGGUUACGAGUCCCCGCCACGACUUUAUCUUCGAUGACGCUUCCUCAACUCACCGAGUACCUUAGGUCUUAUUUAGCGGCCGACAACGAUAGAGCGCGUAUCAACGUUGACCCUUCAUUUAGAACGGAGAAAGAGAAGCCAAUAACUAUCCCCUCCACUAUCACGAUACCAGAGAAGCCAGCUCCUUCAGCGCCAUCUAUGCCAGAAUUCCAAACUCAGUUCGAAGACAAUUUCGCCCCCACCACUGAACCUGACACUUUCGUCGCCAACUUCGACGAUUUCGACAAAAAAGCGAACGCGUCUUACGACCGUUACGCCGCCUUCAGAGAAAUACAAGAACAAGAACUUAUAGCCAAAUCUAUCUUAGACCCCGACCCGAUGCCAGAGACUGAAUCGAAACAGGAUUACGAUGAAAAAGAAGAACUUACGGCUAUAAAUGAUCUGAUGCGAGCGAACGAACAAAAAGAAAUCGAAGCUAAAGAAACGUCCAAAAGUCCAUUGAAGUCACUCGACGAACUAACUCUAGACUCGUUCAAUAUGUUUAGGAAUUCAGUCAGUCCAAAACCGUCACAAAUAGACGCUAAAAUAGAUGAUAUCAAAUCUGUUAUGAAGACUUUACAGAUAGAAAAGACUAGACGAAGUAUUUCUCCUAGAGAUAAUGGUAACGUCGACACAAAACAGGAAGACACUAGUGACGUAACGCAUAUAACACAACGCAACAACGACAGAUAUGCAGCUUUACGCGAAAUAACUAUAACCGAGCCACCUCAAGACGAAUUUGAAUCCCUACCUCCUGAAGUUCCUAAGGAGCGGAAGAAAUCUGAUGAGAAAUCUGACGGUUUUGACAAUUCGGACUUUUUCGAUUGUAUAGAUAAUAGUUCUCUGUCGUUUUCUCACGUUGAAGACGCGUUUAGAAAGAGUCCGAUGAUAGUGAAAGAGAGGGAGGAGGAGAAGAAGGUGGAAGUAGAGAAGAAAGAGAUUCAGGUGGAGUUGACUCCGAUGAGGAAGUUGCAGCCGCCGGCGAGACUAUCCACAGAGUCUAUUAGUGAUGUGGCUAGCGGAUCUUCGCCGGAAAUUAAAGAGGCGGGCGGGGGCGCGGGCGCGGGCGGGCGCGCGCGCUGGGCGGCGCUGGGCCGCGCCUCGCCCUGGUCCUCCGACUCCGAGCCGCGCGCGCGCCGCGGCCGCGCCGUUCACACGUCGUCGUCGUCCCGCGACGUGUCGCCGUGGGACGAGGAGCCCAACACGGCGCCGCGCGGCCCGCUGCGGCACAGGGACUCCAGACACAAUUCGUCCGGCUCGAGAGAAUGCCUAGACAGCGGGAGUGGCAGAGAAAAGGAUAAACUAAGGGACAAACGGGACCGAUCGGAUCGGGAUCUCAGUAGGGACGGGAGGGACUCGGGGCGGGAUCGGAGGGACUCGGGCAGCGGCCGGGAUCGGAGGGAUAGCAAGGAGAGGGAGCACAGGAGAGAGCGUCGCAGCCGGGAGCGGGACGGCGACGGCUGGGAGCGCGGCUACCGGGAGCGCGGCUACCGGGACUGCCGCGCCCGGGAGCCCGGCAAGGACUACCGGGACAAGGAGCGCCACAGGAAGCCCAGGCAUUCCUACGACGAGGACGAUUACAGUGACGGCUGCGGAUCUGGCCGGUCUUCGCCGAGAGACCGGUGGCCCGACCAACGGUGGAGGAGAGACGAAAGAAAUUAUGGUUCGUUAGGAUGGCGCGAGACGAGACGUAGAGCGGAAUUAAGACAAAGUGAAGAUCCGAGCGAUAGAAGAUACGGCUCAACGUUAGGAUGGCCGAGUCGUCGUUACGGCACGGGAUCCUGGCGAGAAACGGAGCGAGAAACACGCGAUGUACGAGAAACACGGGAUAUUCGAGAAACACGCGAAGGACGAGAAACUCGGGAAGCGAGAAGACGCGCUCGCAGGGAAAUGCGGGAAGCGCGGGAAUCCCGCGACCGGCGGGACAAUCGGUUCUCGAACGAUUUCUCUCCACGGGAUCGUGACCAUCCCUCGCCGUUCGACAAUGACUUCCACGACACGCCCAAUUCAGCGAAUAAAAAACGUACGCCGUAUUCUUCUUUAGAAGGAACUAGAUUCGCGUUCGAAUCGGAGCCGUCCCCGGUGUCGGGCGGCAGCUCGCGCGCGCACGCGGAGUCGCCGGCGGCGCGCUUCCGGUUCGACUCGGACUCCGUGUCGCCGCGCUCCAUGUUCGAGGACGACUUCGCGCCGCGCGGCCGCACCGCCUCCAUCGCCGAGGAGGACGAGAGCGACGUCCCCCCGCUCAGAACCAAACCGCAACAAGCACACAAAGAUAUCAAAAAGUCGGAAUCGGUAAAUAUAUUCACUAGGGAAUCGGAUCCGUUUGAAGGAGACGCGUUUUUCGCGUGCACAGGCUCUGAUAGAGCUGCGAGGAGAGAGAACUGGCCGUCUGAUUUCCAAGGGUUCGAUCACGCGUGAGUCCGCUCUGUCCGGUUUGUUAGUCUGCGGCCGGAACGCUCGUAGGUUUGUUGGGCACUAGCGUUUAAGGUUAUGACAGAAAAUUUAGAUUGAAUCGUUUAAUAUUUUUCGUCAUGUCGUAAUAUGUGGAGGUGUGUGUUGUUUUUUUAUGGUGUUUGACCAAAGUAAUGGCCCUGUUAUUCCUCUAGUGCGUGCAAUUAUUUCAAGAGAAAACAAAUUUUCGUGCAGUCUUUGAUCUGAAAUAAGAUCCCAUUUUUACGCGCUAAUAACCAUUACAAUAAUAUCUGUUAAAUUAAAGAAGUACUACUUUUUAACGAAAAUCUUCUAUGAAUUUUGGUUAUUGAUUAAUUAAAUGUUGCUCGAACUGAGAUACAUCACAGACUCAUUAUGUUCUUAGAAGUAUUUAAAAUUUAAAUCUCGUUACUGUCUCCAGCCACUCUAUAACGCUAGUAUAUCAAUAAAUCUAUGGGAACCAAAAACUCUUUGUCUAUUCGCGCUCGAUUCUAUGAAUCUGUCAAUAGUUGCUUUGCUAUCGUUUUGCACUGGAUGCAUUUUUCUAUACGUAUAAAUUUUAGAUUAAGAAUGAGUCUCGAAUAGACGAGAAUAGACAAUAGAGUUCUUUCAACUGUUGCUACACAUGUACUUUUCAGUUAAAUCUUUAUGAAUUUACAGUAAAAUGUAUCUACCAUUCUGGUACAUGUAGUGCGGUGGUUCUAAAGCUGCCACAUAGAAACGAAAGCGGAGGCAAACGAGUAUAAGUAUGAUUUGAGUUUGUAUGAUUAGUCACGGCUUCGCUAUAUCUCCGUUUUCCCAUCAGUUUGUAUGUGGCAGGUUUUGAAGUAGUCAUUACAGAACAGCGGACAACGGGCGGUCUUGUCACAAUAAAAAAUAUAUAGUCAUCGAUCUCGUAUAUUAGAUCUUAGCGGUUCCCUUCCCUCGGUGGAAAUUCUAUAUUUUAUACCCCAACACAUUUCUUUUUAGGUUAGUGAUACACCUUUAGUCGCUUGCCAGUCGAAAUCAUCUAGUCCAAAACAAGUCUAAAUUAAGUCAUUCGUUAUAAAAUAUAGAAUUUUGCAUCAAAUCUGUGUCUAAUAUUUCCGAUAUAGUUUUACGGCGGUAUAUUAACUAGUAUUUAGGUAUAGUCGAGGUUAAGCUGUAUACCCACUGACCAUUGUCGCCCUAGUAUUAUGUUAAGACAUAUAUGAAUUUGGACGGAGCGCGUUCGAGUUUGUAUAGGCCUUGAAACGCAACCUGUGAUAUGUAUAAGCAACGCCCUAUUUUAAAGUUUUUUUAACGCUUCUGUAAUGUGAUAUUUGAUCUUUGCUGUUAUCAUCAACUCCACUUUUUUAUUUAGGAAUAAAUAUGUCAGUUUUUUUUUAUUUUAUUGACUUUAUAACUAUGAUCACAGAAUAAAUAUUUGACUUGAGUGAAUUCAAAGAAAAAAAUAUGUUUGAGCUUUGUUUUCUUUUUAUUUACAUACCUACUUCGUUUAAUCUGAACCGGACAUUUUAGAAGUACGGGUUUAACUGUAGCAAUUAAAAUAACAGUAAAGAAAACGCUUUGAUUCUUGGCAGCUAAACAUAAGUUAUGAAUUCACAAUAUUAUUUGACGUAAAAAAUUAAAAAUAUUCUAACUAUAUUUUUUUUACUUUACUUACUUUUGACGCCUUCCGUAUUUCAACAUUGAAUCAAUUUAUUAAAAUUGUUGGGCACAAAUAUUUAUUACUCAGUAUUAUUUCAUUUUGAAUAAAGUUGUAAAUAUUUUCGCAUAACGAAUAAUUUUUAUCAUCUUGUAAAUAAAUUUGUCUGAUUUUGUGUGGUGUAAUAUUAAUACUGUGUUUUUCAAACUUGUUUAAUAAUGACUCAAUAAAAUUUUUUUUAAAUAUAUUUCUUGGUAUUGAACGAAUGCGGAGUUUGGCGCAAAAUGAUGAAACAUGCAAUUAUUAAACUUAUAUAAAUUUGGUAUUACACGUGUAGUGCAUGUAAUCCAAGAAGUUUAUUAUUUUUAUUUGCAUUUAUUAUUUCUCAACCAAUCAAAAUCUUAUUCGACUGUCUAUGAGUUUCGUUUAAUCAUAUAAUUAAUUGCAUUUAAAUUUAUUAUUAAUUGCAUUUGAUUACGAAUUUAAAACCGAUUAAUGUAGUAUUUGACACAAAUGUCAAUAUUUAUUUUAACGAAUAUACAUAUUUUUGGAAGGUUGUGUUUGUAUAUGAACAAAAAUGAUUACAACUUUUACGUAACUAUAUGACCUCAUUAACUAAAUAUAUAACAGUAACUAAUCACUACUUCUAAAUUUCUUAUAAGUGCGAUCUUUUCCGAUUUUUUUAUUAAUUGUAAAUGGAGAAACUUCUUUAAUUUCUAACAAAGGCGAGUUCCGCAUGUGACAAUUAAAAUUUUUAUACAUGUUGAUGAGAUGCAGACAAACCCACUAGAUUCUAAUCCAAGCUUGCAUGGGGACUCAAUUAAAACGUUAUACAAACAUGCCAAUAUUAUAGCAUAUACUAUUUUAUGUUAUUUAGAUCUUUCCUCUACUAAAUCGCGAAUACAAUUUUUUUUUGAUCUUUUUCUGUGAUAUUUUUUUUUGUGAUUGUCAAUAAAGUAUAAAAUCUUACAAAUUGUAUAAGUUAUUUGUAUUUCCAUUCUGCUCUAAAGGUAAUAUUUUUAGAAUCACGUCUAAUGUUAAAUUUGUUAUAAUAUACAGAACAAAAUAACUUUUACUCAUUUUAUAUUGCCGUAAUUAAAAAUAUUCUUCGUAAAUUUAAAUACUUAUGAAAGUGUUGUAUGUAAUAACAUGAAAAAAUAUGCACUUUUUAUUAAAAAAAUUAAGUAAAAAUAAACCCAUAGUCAUUUUAUAGAAUUAAAUUUAAUUAACAAUGUAUUCAUGAAAGCUAUUGUUACCUAUACCUAGCGAUGUGGAGUCGGUUUUGUAUUAAACAAUUUUUUGUACAUAAAAUAGUUAGUAAAUUAAUUAUGUGCAAUUAUUAACACACUAUGGCGCAAUACCAAAGGUAUUUAUGUUCUGUAACUGUUGUGUAAAAUACUCGGAAUUAUUAAAAUUAUAAUAAAAUGAUUUAAAAUAUA